Messenger RNA from Gigantopelta aegis, 4206 nucleotides. RefSeq names its product chromodomain Y-like protein 2. Bases 1 to 2307 code for a protein of 768 amino acids. Lineage: Eukaryota; Metazoa; Mollusca; Gastropoda; Neomphalida; Peltospiridae. Gene Ontology annotation, molecular function: transcription corepressor activity. The transcript is spliced from 7 exons. Gene Ontology annotation, cellular component: nucleus. The record is from RefSeq and is a predicted model, not a curated record.
AUGGACGGUCAAAAUGAGCGCCCCCUCUCGGAAAGGACGCAAGAGUUCACUCGCUUGCCUGGCACCUCUGUUUAUCAUGAAAUGGCGGAGAAAAAUAUAUACGAGGUGCAGCAGAUUCUAGGGAAAAGGGACAUAAAGGGUUAUGUGGAGUAUUUCGUCAGAUGGAAAGGGUUCUCUUCGGACUGGGAUACUUGGGAGCCAGCUGAAAAUCUGUCCAACUGCAAGAAUCUCAUCACAGAGUAUGACAAGAAGCACAAAAACCAAGCAGUCAAGUUGGAAAGAAAUGAAAUGAGAAGAUGUGCCUUAAAGCUGGUGAAGAAAAGCAGACAGUCGAAGAGUUUGACCAAACUGGACAAGGAAACAAAAUGUAAACUUAUUCGGAAUGGACCUAUGCAGAUUAGUAAGCGUACAGAGAAAAAGAAAUCUGUGAUGAAGCAAGACAAAGCCUCAAAUCUUGGAUCGGGCAAAAAAGAUAUUCACGGAAGGCAUCUGACAAAAAAGGAGAAAACUGUGAACAGAUUUAUACACAGUAAGCUAUUCUCCAGUAAAAUAUCAUUCAGUAAUGAAACACUGACCACAAAGGACGUACCCAUUAUUCUUAAGAAAAAAUUUGGAAAAGGAUCUGUAAAACACAUUAAUGCCAGCAAUGCAAAUAAAGACAAGAAACCAAAGACUCUCUCGACAAAAUCAUUAGCCCAGAAAGCUCUUGAUCUUCAGGCUGUGAUAGACCAAGUUGCUAGGGGAAACCAUGAACUUUUAGAUGAUUCCUCAAGAAUUGUAUGUAAACAUAAAAGGGGUCUUGGAGACGAUUCUAAGUCUUCAUUGCCAUCAAAGAAACAGACUGAAAACAAGACUAAAGACAAAGAAAUUCUUAAGAAGGGUGUAAAAAGGAAACAGGACAAAGUGGACGGUUCUGAUGAUGACGAUGAUGAUGUCCUGUAUUCUGUGAAUGAUAUUGCUAGCUGUAAGCACAAAACAGAAGAGCUGAAACUUUCCAAUAAGACAGACGAUAGUCUUGAUAGUUCAGUUCCAAUAAAAAAGGCAAGCAAAAAUCUAGUGUCAAAGUUUUCAAAUGUAAACCCAAAGUUUACAAAUGACCUUGUAAAGGGUAAAACUGUGAAAAGAUUAUCAGGUGAUACGGCAGUGAAUCAAAAUCAUAAAAAGCCCAAGAAGCAGCUAAUUCUCUUGGGUGAAAUGAAGGCAAAGGAUUCUAGCAGCUCAGUACUACAUCCAGUUACUCCCGUAUCACUCUACACCUCGGUAAAACCUGUCAGUCCCGUGAGAGGACAGCCGCCAGCAGGGCAGCCCUUACCGGGUCCUUCCAUGAUGAAUGCUUACUUUGGAGAUUUUGGAUCGUAUAAGAUGCGAGCGCCUGUGAUGCCGAUGAGUCCGACUUCGAUCUCGUAUAAGGCUCUGUUGGACAAUCUGCCGCGCCAGCUACACCUGAAAAACAGUAAGAACAAGAAACAGGUGGAGCGUGAGCAGGAGGUGGUCGAGAGGAGGGUCAGCGUCCGGGCGAUGGAGUGUGCGUUCCGCUACAAGGAGAUCGUCGUCAAGAAGUGCCAGGGAUACACUCAGAUUUGGCUCAACACUCGCACUAAUCAGAAGAAUGCCAUUAAUCCACAGGUUGUUCAGGAGAUCAUCUCUGCACUGAAUUCGGCCAAGUAUGAUGACAGCAAGCUGGUUAUGUUCAGUAGUAUUGGCAACGUCUUCUGCUCCGGUGUCGAUCUUAACUUCUUCAAAUCAGCUGACCGCAAGGUCACAGCUCGACAGAUGGCAGAUGCUGUCAGAAAUUUGACCCAGACAUUCAUCAAGUUUCCCAAGCCGAUUGUCGCCACGGUGACGGGAGCUGCCAUUGGUCUGGGUCUGGCCCUGCUGCCUCUGUGUGACGUGGUGUACGCCAGCGACAAGGCUCUGUUCCAUCUCCCAUACACACAGCUGAGUCAGACGCCGGAGGGAUGCGUCUCCUACACACUGCCGCUUGCUGUUGGACCAGCUAUGAGCAGUGAGCUGCUGUUUGCGGGUCGGAAGCUCACCGCACUGGAAGCUCAACAGCUGGGUCUCGUGUCGCAGGUGUUCUGGCCCACCAGUCUGAUGCAGGAGGUCAUACCACGGGUCCAGUACAUGGCCAUGCACUCGGCUAAGGCUAUGGAGGCAACUAAACUGCUGGUUCGCAGUCACCAGCGGACAAAACUAGAGCUGACCAAUGAGAUUGAGAGCAACCUGCUGCUGGAGCGGUGGUCGAACGGGGAGUGUCAGCAAGCGAUCGAAGUGUACCUCAGCGAUGAUAAAAACAUUCUUAUAUGAGCUGUGAUCACAGGUUUCAUAAACUCAUUAGUAAAUUAUUGACAGGGUUUUUUUUUGGGGGGGGGGGGUUUCUUUCUGUCUCCCUCUUUCCAGUAUCAUCUUUUAAGUUGUUGAAGUUAAUGAUUGUAUGGUGUGGUGCUAUCAAUUGCUAAUUGUUAUUUCACUCAUUGUGUAAUAGAAUUAAUACAUUAUAUACAGACUUGUUUCAGAGUAUUGCAAUAGUUGUACAGAUUCCUCCUUUGCAUCGGUGAAGAUGCAUUUAAUUUUUGCAAUUACAAUAGUUUAACACCCAAUAGCCAAUGUAUUUUUCGUGUUGGGGUGUUAAACAUUCAUUCAUUCUGUGAAGAUGUUUUAUCGUCAUUGUGCAAAAAUAUAAGCAUGAUUCAUUAAACCUUUUUUUUUUUUUUUAAACUCAUCUGCUUGCAGUAAACAGAUGUAUUUUUUUUAUUAAUAAUUAAUAUUUUUUUAUAUAUCUAUACCUGUUGUCUUCAGCAGACUUUGUGAGUGAGUGACCCUCAUGUAUGCAAAUGUUUGAUGAGGUCAGUGAUUGUCACUGGUAGAUUAAGAAGUUAAUUUAUAUAUAAUCGAAAUGAUGUAAAACAUUAAAUGCCACUUUUUGUCUUCAGUAUGGCAGCUUCUCCAAGUGUUUUUUUUAGCAAAUAUUUAAAUAUUUCUCAAACUUAGUUUGGUAUUAAAUAACAUGUCAUGUGCUUUUAUUUAUAUAAUAUUUUGCAAGUGAAAAAAAAAAAUGAAUGCCAGAUGAAAACUGUAUGUGCAGUCAUACAUGUAGAUAUAUUUUUCUCGAUUGCCUAAAACCUUGUACUAUAUUGGAUGAUUUCGAUGAACAGUAAAACCAUCACUUAAAGUCUCUAGUUACCAUAUUAUAACCCAUGUGUAUGAAUGGAGAUUGUCCAAAGUAUACAUGUGCGUUUGUGGAUUUGCAUUGUAAGGGUCGUCUCAGAAAUCUCUAUAUGAAGAAUGUUUGGUUGAGGGCAGGAGUGUUUUAUUUGAUCUUGUGUUUGUAGUUCAAAGUUUAGUGUGUGUAAUAGAUUGAUAAUAGAUUAAUCAUGUAUGGUUUUUUUUAUAAAAUAUACUAAAGUAGACAUUAUUAUAUUUUCUUCAAGUGUUAAAAUUAACACUUGAAAUAAAAUAUUGUUUUAUUGUUUCAUCUAUGGGUGUUUAUCACAAUUCAUGUGAAAAGAAUUAAUUAAAAAAUUAAUUAAACAUUUUUAAUUAAAAUGCUAUUAUGUUUUGCUAAAUGUUAAAGUUUUACAUUUAGCUCCAUUUCUAACAAACUGUAAGUCCAAGAUGGAUGAAACAUGGUCUAUAAUUGCACCUAUGGGUGUUCAACACAAUGCACAUUAAAAGAAUAAAAAACUUAUUAAUUAAACAUUUUUAAUUAAAAUGCUUUUAUGUUUUGCUAAAUGUUAAAGUUUUGCAUUUAGCUGCAUUUCACAUAAAAUUUAAGUCCAAGAUGGAUGAAACUUGGUUUAUAGUUGCACCUAUGGGUGUUCAUCACUGCAUGUGAAAAGAAUAAAAAAUUAAUUUUUUUUUUUUUUUUAAAUGAAGAAACUUUACGUUUAGCUAAAUGUUAACAAUUUGCAUUUAGCUCCAUUUCUCACAACGUGUAAGUCAUAGAUCAAUAAAACUUGGUUUAUUGUUUGUAUGAAUUGUCACCACAAUGCAUGCGGAAAUAAUUAAAAAUUAAGUAAUCAAAUUGUUUUCAUUAAAAUACUUUUGAUUUAGCUGAAUGUUAAAAGUUUUGCAUUUAGCUCCAUUUCUAACAAAGAUGGAUGAAACUUGGUUUAUAGUUGCACCUAUGGAUUUUCAUCACAAUGCAUGUGAAAGAAUAAAAACUUAAUUAAUUAAAAAAAAUUAAUUAAAAUAAUUUUGUGUUAC